AUGGCGUCUCCAGUCAGAAUGUCGGCACCGGCUUGUGACCGUCGUGCAGACCCUGUUUUCUCCUCUGUUGCUCUGUCCGCCGAAGCCAUCCCGUUCACUCCUCGGUCGACGGAUGGGCCGAGACUGGACUCCUUGUCGGACGCUGAGAAGCAGUUUUCCCGCUGUGCCGCAAAGCUCCGAGCCCUGCGAGCAUCUUCAGGCCAGCUGAGAGAGGAGCUCAACCAGCUGUUUGAUCAGCUGCUGUCCGAGAACUACAACAGAACCUUCGAGCCCGACAUCAACAUCCGACCACAGGAUGUGUGUCUUCUGCUGAAACAUGUCAGCAGUCUUGUACCUCUGAGUCAAGAACACUUAAUGGUCAAAUUCUGCCAACUUGUACAUCACCUCCUAAAUCAACUGAAGGUAAUAAUGGAUGAGCAGACACUGGAGGUGUUGAUGAACUACACCAGCAGUGCACUAAAAGAGUGCAGUUUGUGGACACACCCGGACGUCCUCUUGGCUCUCUCCACAGUGGUUUAUGGGAAUGGACCUCAAUGCCACCAGCUUGUCAAUGACUUGCUGGGUGAAGAUGGACUUCUUCUGCAGUACAGUUCUCCAUCUCAGCCAAAUGUAGAGUUACGGCGAGUUGCUCUCAUCUUCAUGGCCAACACCUGCCUCAGGAUCCCUGGUCAGCCACCACUGGAUGAUCAGUACAGAAGUGUUUGCUUCAGAGUGUUUCUGAAAACGCUGCAGUCAACUAAACCUUCCGACACCGACGACCUCUUCUACUGCAUGGUGAUCCAAGCAGCACUGAAGGGUCUUCAGUGUUGUCUCUCAGGUGGGAAGUGGAAGUUUGGAGGAGGAGAGGACCUUGGAUCUGCACUAGCUGCGCUUAAGAGGCUGAUGUUCCAAGGAGCUCCAGGUUUGAGCGUGGAGUGGCCGUCCGUGCUUUACCCAGCGCUCCUCCCUCAGUAUGAAGGCAUCUCUGCAGAAAAGCCGGCUGAACCACAAAAAUCUUUAGAAACACAGAAAGAUGCUGACGCUACCGGAAAAGCUUCUGGUAAAAAAAAGAGGAAACCAAAGGGAAAAGGUAAGAAGACAAAGGCUGAUGAGAGUAGAGAGGAUGACAGGGAGGAGAAAGAUGAGGCAGUGCCUGUAUGGCAGAGAGGAGGAGGAGAUGGACUUAGAGACAAUGGGGAGACGACGUUAAAAUCUUCCUCCUCGUUUCUCUACCCUUCAUGGAAGUUCAACAGUUCAGACUCUGAGUUUUCUGAUGUAGAAGGAAAUGCACAGAGCAAACUAAGACUUUUCCAUGGCCGUGUGCGUCAAGGAGCGCUGCACUGCAUGCUGGCAGUGGUAAAAGUUGUGGAGAGGAGGACUCUGUAUGGAUACUGGUCCUCCUUCAUCCCUGACUCCCAUACUGGAGGUCCACCCCCUCUAACCCUCCUCACGAUUAUAUUGAAGGACUCCUCGCCAAAGGUGCGACUGUGUGCGCUCCAGGUGUUGUCGGCCAUACUCGACGGCUCCCGUAAUUUUCUGGCUGCGGCUGAAGACACGGCACCCCCCCGAACGUCCUACACCCCGUUCUCCUUCACUCUGGCCACCGCCAUCAGAGAGCUGCACCGAGCACUCAGCCUGGCUCUGCUGGCCGAGACCUCGCCUCAAACACUCACCCAGGUCAUAAAGUGUUUGGCGUUCCUGGUGUCCAAUGCUCCCUACCACCGUCUCCGACCCGGACUGCUCAGCCAGCUCUGGAAGCAGAUCCGUUCUUACGUUCGCCACAGAGACGUGACCGUUCGUGUGUCAGUGCUCACGCUGUACGGUGCCCUGGUGACGACUCAGGCCCCCCUCCCAGAGGUGCAGCUUCUCCUCCAGCAGCCGGAGGACAGCGGCGGAGCGUCGGGCUCCUGCACGCCGCAGGACUCAGCUCUCAGCUGGAGAAAAAGAAACGGUGUGGCCUCGCCCGCUCGUGUACCUGCAGCAUCGCCUCACUCCCCCUACGUUCCUCGCACACCAACAGAGGGGAGCGGCUCCCCACCGUGGCUGCUGAAGCUUUGUGUGUCUCUGGUCACUCAGCCCAGAGAGGACCAGCCUGAUGCUGAGGGAACAGCAGGGGGGGCUGCGCUAGAGCCCCCACCUGUUCGACUAGCAGCUUUACAGGUCCUGGCCCACCUGGUGCGGGGCUACUUCCCUCUGACUCAGUCCAGUCUGUGUGAGGUGGGACAGGUGAGCGCCCACUGCCUCCAGGAGACUGACCCCUCCAUACAACUCCAUGGAUCAAAGCUCCUGGUGGAGUUUGGAACAGGAAUAAUCCUGCAGUACAGAGCAGAGAGCAGCAGCCCUGAGAGCUCCAGGGUCCCCAUAAACCAAGUGGUGCAGCUUUGGUCAGACGUGUUAAGCGGACCGCUGAACGGAGCGCUGCAGAACGACAAAGAUCCCGCUCUGCAGGCGAGCGCCUGCGACACGCUGGCCUCGGUCCUGCCGCAGGCCUUCGUGCAGCUUCCUGAGAAAACUCAACUGAUGUGCAUCACUGUGCUGCUGGGCCUGACCUACGUUGAGAACCACCUGGUGAAGACGUCAGCUGUCCGAGCGUUGGGCGUCUACAUCCUGUUCCCGUGUUUGAGAGAGGAUGUGAUGUUCGUGGCAGACACUGCCAACAUUAUCCUGGCUGCCCUCGACGAUCGAUCUAUGAACGUUCGGACCAAAGCUGCGUGGGCCCUCGCGAACCUCUCCGACACGCUCAUCAUCAAUAUGCAGAAUGUUGGUGUGGCUUUUCAAGAAGAGUUAUCGGACCUGCUUCUGCUGAAGAUGCUGCAGGCGGCCACCCGAGCAUCCACCGACAAAGACAAGGUCAAGUCUAAUGCGGUGCGAGUGCUUGGAAAUCUGCUUCAUUUCCUGCGUCACAGUCAGAUGAGCCGCUCUGUGUUCCAGCGCCCUUUGGAAGAUGCCAUUCGGGCUCUGAUUAGAACCGUUCUGUCCGAAGCUACCAUGAAGGUCCGGUGGAAUGCUUGUUAUGCCUUGGGGAAUGCUUUCAGAAACCCCGCCCUGCCUCUCGAAUCUGCCCCGUGGUCCCACGACGCGUUCUCCGCCCUCAGCCACGUCGUCACUUCCUGCGAGAACUUAAAGGUCCGGAUCAAAUCUGCCGCCGCCCUCGCAGUCCCAGCCCAACGUGGCUGCUAUGGCGACACGAAGCGGUUCUGCUGCAUUUGGCGCUCGCUGGCGACCUCGCUGAAGAACAGCGAGAACAUAAAUGACUUCCUGGGGUAUCGCUACAGCACCAGCCUGAGACACACGCUGGCAGAAGCUCUGCUGCACCUGCUCAGCCUCAGCGAGGCGCUGGACAUGGUUGAGCUUGGGGCGUUUCUGGCUGGGGAGGAGGGGAGGGGCAUCAUUGAGCACCUGGUCAAGUAUCUCAAAGAGGAGGGAGAAGGAGAUGAUGAAGCAGGAGGAGACCGUGUCCACCCCCAGCAGAGGAUUGUUGGUCUGCAGCGGACUCUGAUCAGACUUAAAGAGCUGAAGGCUGGAGGACGUGCAGAGGAGGAAGGAAAGCAGGUGGUGCUUCAGUUCCUUGAGGAUCUUUUAAAGAUCUGUGAAGAGUGUUAGCAUUUCUCUUCCAAACCCUGCAAGCCAGAAAACAAUG
Nematolebias whitei (Rio pearlfish) is the source of this 3619-nucleotide messenger RNA. It is a transcript of the gene heatr6, whose product is annotated as HEAT repeat containing 6. Lineage: Eukaryota; Metazoa; Chordata; Actinopteri; Cyprinodontiformes; Rivulidae. The record is from RefSeq and is a predicted model, not a curated record. The transcript has 20 exons. Bases 1 to 3582 code for a protein of 1193 amino acids.